Molecule: messenger RNA, 2136 nt
Organism: Caretta caretta (loggerhead turtle)
Lineage: Eukaryota; Metazoa; Chordata; Testudines; Cheloniidae
Gene: MYCT1
Product: MYC target 1
Cellular component (GO): nucleoplasm
Source: RefSeq, a predicted model, not a curated record
UGUGACUGGCUGUGUGAACGCAUUUCUUCUCCUGCUGAAUCGCAGACAUAUCAAAAUCUAGUGCUUCAUCGGGACAUACCAGUUUCGCAUUUAUUAUUUUGGAUGUUAUGGAUAAAAACGGUACUCAUUUGGAUAGUUCAUGGCCACCAAACUUUUGGGGUCAGAUGAUAAUAGCCUUCUCGGUGUCCAUGGUGAUUGGAUUGGUGAUUGGAGGGAUAAUCUGGGCUUUGUUUACUUGCCUGUCCCGUCGCAGAGCCAGUGCGCACAUUUCACAGUGGAGCUCCUCAAUCUCUAGCCGCCGUUCCAGACCUGCUUCUCAGGGCCAUGCUGCCAACAGGACUGGAUUCUACCGUAACAACAGCUGUGAACGUCGUAGCAAUCUUAGCCUGGCCAGCCUCACGUUCCAGCGACAAGCCUCCCUGGAGCAAGCCAACUCCUUCCCAAGAAAGUCAAGCUUCCGAGCCUCCACUUUCCACCCCUUUUUGCAAUGCCCUCCGCUCCCUGUGGAAACUAACAGUCAGCUGAUUACUCUGUCUCCCACCACCACCACCACUACCCUUGUGGGGACCACCACCAACAGCUUAACUCGUCCUGAAUUCCACUGGUCCAACAACAGCCUCCGCAUCUGCCAUUCAACACAAACACCUCCUCCUGCCUAUGAGACCAUCAUUAAAGCUUUUCCAGACUCUUGAACUGAAGUCUUUCUUUGUUUCUUUAAAAGAAGGACUCUCCAUCAUCUGAAGCAGAUUUUCUGUAUGCUCUGAAGGCCUCUGGGAAGCUCCCUGGUGCUGUGGCAUGCUGCAGGCAAACACAAGGGACAUGCACAGAUGACAGUGAUUUGCUAGGGCAAGGUGUGGUAUCCUGCAGCCCCAACUGAACUGGUCUGCAGUGUAAUUUCUGAAUUUAUAUUAUACCUUUAAUCUGUAAUAAUUGUAAGGCUUUUAGUUUAGAAGAAAGAAACUUCUGCAGGCUACAAAACUGGCAACUUAAACGAGCCACAUUAGGAACCAUUUGUUGAUAAUCGCUUAUUAAUUUCCUGCAAAGUUCACCCAUUCAUUAUGUUUGUUAGAAAUCUUGUUCUUAUACAUUUGUCUGUGAGUCUUAAGUUUUCAUUAGAUACUUUCCUUCAUCUCUUACAUCCUGGGCUGGUUCUAUGCCUCCUGAAUCACAGAGUUUCCUAUAGCUCAGGAAUCCCUUGGAAGAAGUAGAGUUUAAAGUGGUUUUAGUGUCACAGUCUUGUGGCAGGUACUAGGGCCCCUGUUUUGAUAUUUGUAGGGGGCUCCAAAUGACCACAGGCCAGUCCUGUUUACCACAAAUUCCCAAAAAUACGGCAAAAAAAGAUGGAGUGUCCCAACAUUUGUGCCAUGGGAGAAAUUUCUAACCGACAUUAAAAAGGAAUAACUCUAUAAAAGGACUUCGUCCUGCAACCUAACAGGGGUCACAUUUUAUUACCCUAUAAGGUUACAAGGAUACUAGUCUUGGUCCCUAAGAUAAACAACAUGAAUGGCAACUGUUUUUUAUUUGAGCUUCCUGUUUUUCUAUGGGAAUACUCAUUUCCUUUCUUUAAAUUGUUUUUCAGUUUGUACUAACGUUUCAUCCUUCCUGAUGUAUAAUACAGUGAAAUCCUGCAUUUUGCUAAAACAAAAUUUCUUAGACAUCUAGGGCGAAAUCCUGGCCUCACCAAAUUCAAUGUCAAAACUCCCAUUGACUCCAGGAUGUCAAGCCUUCAGUCUAAAAUAAUGAAACUGCUUUAGGGUAUGGAGAUGCUUAGGACAGAUUAACGCCUGUUUUUGACUGUCAGACCUGUAGAGCUAUUAUAACAUGCUGGCCCACUGGCUUAGCGGUGACUGACUGUAUUCACAUGUGAGAAGUCCAGGCUUGGGAGCAACGAAGAUAGCACAGACACAUGGAGCCUGAUUCCACUCCCAUUGACUGCAACGGGAGCUGGAUCAUUUCCAUGGUGGAUAGUCUCAGACUUGAACACAGAGAAGGGCAUUUCAGUUUAGAGAAUACCACCUGCUGUGCAGGGCCGGAUUAACUCUCCUGUGGGCCAGGGGCUAUUAGAUUGUGUGGAACCCCUGUAUACAAGUCUUUUUCCUCAGAGGGAGUUUGGUGCAGAAGGGGGCUGGGGCAGGG